Rhopalosiphum padi (bird cherry-oat aphid) is the source of this 3103-nucleotide messenger RNA. It is a transcript of the gene fmt, whose product is annotated as serine/threonine-protein phosphatase 6 regulatory subunit 3. The coding region runs from base 272 to 2734 and encodes 820 amino acids. Gene Ontology annotation, cellular component: cytosol; nucleus. The transcript is spliced from 17 exons. The record is from RefSeq and is a predicted model, not a curated record. NCBI's taxonomy places the organism in Eukaryota, Metazoa, Arthropoda, Insecta, Hemiptera, Aphididae. Gene Ontology annotation, molecular function: protein phosphatase regulator activity; protein phosphatase binding.
AUUUGUUUCUAAAUUUUCUCACAAUUUUUUUUUUUUCAUAUAAAGUAUUAAAGUUCAUAAAUUACAUUUUUAUAAAUUAGUUUCUUAAAAAAUCUGUAUCAUAUGUGGGUUUAAGUUAUAUAAUUUUAUGUACAGUAGUGCUUACAAACAUUUAAACUUCGUUUUAUAUUGGACGUUCAGGGAUUUUCCAGAUGUAAUAACAAAAUUUUUGGAAGUAGUUCAUUUAACAUUUUGGUUUCAAUAAUUUUUUAUUUGAAUUGUGAUAUCCACCAUGUAUUGGAAAAAUAAUCCAGCAUCUAAUUGGGACUCAAUUUUUGACAGAGAGAAUUUGUGUCUAAGCGAUCUCAUGAGAGAACAAAAUCUCUUGGAAGAACUUAAAGGCCAGAACAAAAAACUCAUAGACUUUUUAACAAAACCUGAUAUUGCAUUAGAACUGGUUCGACUAGUUACACAAGAACCUCAAGAAAAUGAAAACCCAGAAAAUCGUUUUGUUUUACCAAACUUAGCUUGUGAAAUAUUAACUAGCGAUAUUCAACCUAUGUAUAAUGUUCUUUCACAUGAAGAAGAAAUUUGGAAAUGUUUUUUUAGUUUUCUAGAAGAUAAUGAACCUCCACUUAAUUCACUAAUGGCAUCAUAUUUUAGCCGGACUUUGUGUAGCCUUAUAUUAAAAACGGGUAGUCAAGAUUGGUAUACAUAUCAGUUCAAUUGUCUUAAAGCACUUGAGAAAGUCGCGGAUAAAGGAAAUUUUAUAGAUUUGUUACUAAAACAUCUCGAUACAUCUGCUAUAAUGGAUCUCAUUAUAAAAAUAUCAACACUUUUAGAAGGACCGCCUUUAAGAAGUAACAUAUUCACUUUAUUUGAAAAAGAACAAUUAAUUUUCAAGUUAGUAGAUACAUUGGACUCAAAAAAUCUUCCUGUUAGACAAUUGAAUGCAGCAGAAAUAAUUUGUGCUAUUGAAGUUGCAUCAGAAUUGCAUCCUCUUGAACAAAAUCCACUUGUUAUUUCAAUUGAAUCACCAGAGACUGUAAAUACAGUGUUAGUGAAGAUGUUUGGCCAAACUGAGAAGACUGAAAGCACUUUAUUGGGCGGCAUUUCGAUACUUCAAACUCUGUUAAUGGCCACUAAAUUCAAAGGUGAAGAUUCAAAUGAAGUGUAUAAUAAAAAACAAUCUUUGGCUGAGAUUUUAUAUAUUACAAUUUUACCAUUUUUAGAACAUAUUCACAAUGUUUUGUUGGUUCCUCCAAAGAUUGAAAGUUUAGAAAGUAUGGGGAAUGUAAUUGAAAAGCCUUUUGGUAAUGUACGUUUGCAAAUUGUGCGGUUGAUAAGUUCAUUACUAAGUAUGCAUAACCAACAAAUAAAUGAAAGAUUUGCUCAACUUAAUACAAUAAAAGUUCUUCUUGAUUGUUUCUUUUGUUAUGAAUUAAAUAAUUUUUUGCAUACUCAAGUAGUUCAAUGCUUCCAUGAAGUUAUGUGCUGUAAUCAUUCAAUUGCUGAAAACAGUACAUUUAUAGCUCAUGUUAUCAAAGAUUGUCAAUUAAUUGAAUCUAUUCUUGAUAAUGAGAAAUGUAUUCAACCUGGAAAAAAAAGAAAAGGAUAUAUUGGCCACUUAGCUACAAUUGCUAAAAGCUUACAUAAUACUGAAGCUUUUUACUCAGAUCAUUUCCGUGGAAUAAUUGUAAAUACAUUAGAUAGUGAUAUUGUAAGUCGAUGGGACUCCUUUACAUCUACGACAUUAGAAGAUAAUGAAGAAAGAAUUUCUACUUGUUUGGGAGGAAUUCAUCCUCGAGAAGAAAAAGCAUUAGAUGAUAGAAAAGAAAUGGAAGAGGAUGAAGCUAUUUAUGGGCGACCUGAAAUAGAAUUUAAUAUUAAUGACAAUAUUAUUGGGGUAUCUAGAGUUGAAAUAAACUUUGAUGAAGAUGAUGAUGACGAUGAUGAUGAUGACAAGGAUUCAAUGGAAAUGCAAGCUGAAAUGUUUAAUCGUAUGUGUUCAGUAAGAUCAUCAGAAAUGAGUAUUGAUGAACCUGAAAGUAAAGAUGCAAACGACGAUCAAUCGGGAGCUUUAGGCUUAUUUAGUAAUCAACUCUGGAAGGAUUCUAGUUCAUCUAAAAGGGAUUAUGGUGUUAAUAUUUUUAAUGACACUUAUGACAAAUCAGAAAAUGUAGUGUCUAAGGAUUGUAAUUUGUAUUGGUCUCCAGAAACCUCUGAUUGGGAAACCUUUAGGUCUCAGUUAACUGCAAAAGCAUCAAGUGAGAUGAAAAUUGAUAAUAAUUCUAUUAAUAUUUCUAGUGCUUUUUCUUCGAGCCCUUGGGGAGAAAAUGUUACAGAACCUACACCUAAAUUAGAAACUGGUUGGGCUAAUUUUGAUUCGAGUUUUGGUGAGCCAUUAGUGGCUAAUGGUAAUACAGUGAUUGAUAAUGAAUUAUUUCCUGAAGUUAUUGAACAUAAUACUACUCAAGAUAUUACUCCACCAUUUGUGUUGCCUGAUAAUGCAACAAUGUCAAUAGACAAUUUGAUACACUCAAAUUUGGAGGAUCAAGAGAUGACUGAUAAAAUAAAUGAUGAUUUAUUUACAUCAAAUACAUCUCUCUCUGAACAAUUAUCUAAUGAUGUAAAAUUGGCAGAUAGUUCUCCAAAAUCGAGUGUAAAGGAUUUGCCUGUUGUACCAAUUAUAUCAACUACGUCAGAUACAUCUUUAGUUGAAAAUUCACAUGAUAUGAAUUCUGUAGAUAGGUAAUGGUCAUUUAAUGCCUUAAAACCUUUGUAAUGGCAGUAUAAUAUUUUUAAAACAAAAAUUAAAACUUAUAAUUUUUAUAAACAUUUUUUUUUUCUUAUCAAUUUAUACAUAAAUUACGAUCAAUAGUCAUCUCUGUGUAUGUUUUUAAAGUGUCCGUCCGUUUUUAUAUAUGCAACAUCAAUAUAUUUUAUAAUAAAUCUAAUUCAUUCUAAAAAAUAAAACAAACAUUAUUAUUGAAUAAAAUGUACUCAUACACAUAAUUAUACAUUUAUUUAUAAUUUUUUUUUUAUUGAAAGACAAUUCUUGUUACCUAUGUAAUUAUUUAUUUUCAGUGUGUUUAGCUUAGUGUUUGAAUUACAGGGAUCAUAA